GGAACGACAAUCUAUUUUUUGAAGGUUUGGUUCGAAUCUUCCGAUCCCACAGACCUUUAUCUACCUGCACUUGUUUUGGCUUCGAAGUUUCUCCAUGACUCCGAUACGUACGACAGGGCAUCAAAUUCUGAUUGGGCGGAAGCUGCAAACAUCUCGAACCAGCACUUAAACCAGCUUGAGUGGGAGUUCGUUCAGAAAAUGGUAAGCAGAAUUUCCUAUUCUGUUUUUGUUGCUUUAUCUCGUUGUAUCCAAUUUCUCUACCCUUCAGCUCGAGCUAGGUUUAUCUCCUUUAAUCCGUUUUAUCAAUUCCAGAAUUGGAACGUUAUGGUUGACGAAGCUGAAUUUGAACGAUGGCUGUCUUUUUUCGAAAGCUGGGUUGCCAAUGACUUCGUCGCAAAAAAUGGUUUCUGCACCUACAACGAACUCCUCCAGCUCAGUUCAUCAUUUCCAUUAAUACCAUUGCUUCAAGCGAUCAUCUCAUUCAUUGGGUUAAUGACUGCAGUCUACACCGUCUCCAUCAUGUCUCUUCUCGCUGUUCCAAGCGCUUUGUCAUCUUUAGAGACAACCUUUGUUGAAAAUCAUACUAUUGCCGCCUUGCCAAGCAUCGCUUUUCUACCUGAAGAUAGUAAAAAAUCUCGUAUCCCCUUUAUCCCUCAAAAUGAUAACACAGAUGAAUUUGACACUGAUUCGUUAAUGUACUUGAUAGAUGGGAAUUCCAGUGUUGUCGAAUGCAAUGGAAAUUUAGAUGAUCCUGAUUGUAUUGUGCACAAGUUUGAUCGGUUUUCUAAUAGUUGUCUUAGUUUCAUCGGUUUCUCUUUCACUGAUUACUCUGUACACCCGUUCGUUCACAUGGUUUCUUGAAA
This is a messenger RNA of Strongylus vulgaris, 863 nucleotides long. The record is from the annotation of a GenBank genome assembly. NCBI's taxonomy places the organism in Eukaryota, Metazoa, Nematoda, Chromadorea, Rhabditida, Strongylidae.